Teleopsis dalmanni is the source of this 2673-nucleotide messenger RNA. RefSeq names its product probable peroxisomal acyl-coenzyme A oxidase 1. The record is from RefSeq and is a predicted model, not a curated record. Gene Ontology annotation, biological process: lipid homeostasis; fatty acid beta-oxidation using acyl-CoA oxidase. Bases 514 to 2526 code for a protein of 670 amino acids. Gene Ontology annotation, molecular function: fatty acid binding; FAD binding; acyl-CoA oxidase activity. Lineage: Eukaryota; Metazoa; Arthropoda; Insecta; Diptera; Diopsidae. The transcript has 10 exons. Gene Ontology annotation, cellular component: peroxisome.
AAAACAAGUUUUAAGUUAAACUCUUUCUAAUUAUUUAGUGAGUACGUAGAGAUGAAUUCAAUUGCAAAAUAAUUUUAUGUAUGAAAUUUAGACAUAAAGUUAAUAAAAAAUUUUCUUCCCAAAUUUACAUGCUAACUGAAACAUUGGAUCAAAGGUCAAUCGAUGGUGCUAAGAAACCAAUCGGAAACGAAUAUAAAAAAAAUUUAUAUAGUGGCUUAUCAUAAAUCAGAUUAAAUCUACUAAAUACUAAAAUUAGUAAAAUAAGUUCAAUGGAAUAAAAUUCUUGUUCGUUAUCCGUCAGUGAUUAUUUUGCAAAAUUGUUAAAUGCGUUUGUGUUAUGUACAAAGCAAUUACGUCUAAACAAGUUUGCUAAUAUUUAAUUACAAAAGUACGCUUUGUCCGUUUAGUAUUCGUGGAGAUUUAAGCGUGAAUGGUUGAACGGCUACUUCCGAAAUUUUCUUUGAAUUCUGAACAAUUAUUGUGAAAAUAAAUUAAAAAAUUAUCGCUAAAAAAAUGGUCCCAAUUGAUACGGUUAACCCUGAUUUACAAAAAGAGCGCCAUAGCGCUACUUUUAGUAGCAAUGAAUUUUCAGUUUGGUGGGCGGGUGGCCCAAAGAAAUAUGAAGAAAAAAAGAAACUGGAAAAACUCUUUCUUGAUGAUCCGACUUUGAAGGAUGAUAUACCAAUUUCCUAUAUGUCACAUAAGGAACUUUAUGAACAUAGUGUAAAAAAAGCCACCAUAAUCGCACAAAAAAUACGUCAAAUACGUAAUGACGGCGAAGAUAGUGUCGACGUCUAUAAUGCUAUACUUGGUGGUUCACUCGGUUCUGCUCUCAUUAAGGAAGGUAACCCGAUGACAUUACAUUUUGUAAUGUUUGUACCGACAAUCAUGGGUCAAGGAACCAUGGACCAACAAAUGGAAUGGUUACCAAAAGCAUGGGAUUGCUCCAUAAUUGGUACUUAUGCACAAACUGAGUUGGGUCAUGGCACCUUUUUGCGUGGGUUAGAAACACGUGCUGACUAUGAUGCUUCUACACAAGAGUUUGUUUUGAAUACUCCUACACUAACUGCCUACAAAUGGUGGCCUGGUGGUUUGGGUCACACUGCAAAUUAUGCAAUUGUUGUUGCACAACUUUAUACGAAAGGUGAAUUUCGUGGUUUGGCUCCGUUCAUAGUGCAAUUACGUGACGAGGAGACGCAUGAACCAUUACCUGGUAUUGAUGUUGGCGAAAUUGGUACCAAAUUGGGUAUGAAAUCAGUUAAUAAUGGUUACUUGGGUCUAAAGAACUUGCGUAUUCCACUUAAAAAUAUGCUUAUGAAAAAUCAACAGGUCCUUCCUGAUGGCACAUAUGUAGCACCUAAGAAUACUGUUUUAACCUAUGGCACUAUGAUGUUCGUGCGUUGUGCUCUUAUACGUGAUACAGCACAAAGCUUAGCGAAAGCUUCAACAAUUGCCACACGGUAUUCAGCCGUGCGUCGUCAAAGUCCAAUAGAUCCAAAUCUACCUGAACCCCAAAUAAUGGAUCAUACCACACAACAAUUAAAACUAUUCCCACAGAUAGCUAAAGCAAUUGUUAUUAAAACUACAGGCGACAAUGUAUGGAAUAUGUAUAGCAAUGUGAGUGGUGAAUUGGAACAGGGCAUUCUUGAGCGAUUGCCUGAAAUGCAUGCACUAUCAUGUUGCUUAAAGGCAAUCUGCAGUGCUGAUGCAGCUAGUGGUGUUGAGCUCUGUCGCUUGGCUUGUGGUGGACAUGGCUAUAUGGAUUGCUCCAACUUUCCUACCAUUUAUGGCAUGGCUACAGCUGUGUGCACGUAUGAAGGAGAAAAUACUGUGAUGUUAUUGCAAACGGCACGCUAUUUGGUUAAAGUCUACGCACAAGCUUUGAAUGGCGAAAAAUUGGUACCAACGGUUGCAUAUAUUAGUGAAGCUGUAAAAGAAACAGAAUUUGUCAACUUCGAUGGUUCGCUACAGAGUAUUGUAAAAGCCUUCGAAUUUGUUGCUGCAAAUAAAAUACGUAUUGCCUAUGAACGUAUGGAAAAACUCCGUAAACAAGGUUAUGGACAAGAAGUAGCUGCGAAUAUGUGUGGCAUUGAACUAACACAAGCGGCCGAUUUGCAUGGACGUGCUUUCUUAGCACUUUCUGCUUACACAGAACUACUAGCGAUCGCACGUGGUGUCUCCAAUGCAAUGGGUGAUGUUUUAAAAACUAUUCUAGAAUUGUAUUUAAUCGAUGCUUGUUUAAAUCGAAUUGGCGAUUUUUUGAGAUUUAUCAACUUCAGUGGAACUGAAAUAGAUAAUUUGGAAAUACGUUUGGAGAACUGUUUGAAACAAUUACGACCGAAUGCAGUUGCUUUGGUGGAUGGUUUCGAUCUGCAUGAUCGUGUAUUAGAUUCAGCUUUGGGCGCUUCAGAUGGUAAUGUUUACGAACGUAUAUUUGAAUGGGCGAAAAAGAGUCCCUUAAAUACCGAAUCUGUGAAUAAAUCAUUCCAUCAGCAUUUGAAGCCAUUUAUGAAAGCUAAUUUGUAAGAGAAAAGCAAAUUUGUAAAAGAAAAUCCAAUGUCUUCAAAAGUAUUCUACUUUCUCUGUAAGAGAUUCCUUACAUUAUUAGGCAAAUAUUUUUAAAAUAACUUUUUGUAAAUGAGCAUAUAUGCAAAUAUUGUUAUAGUUUUAAAA